Molecule: messenger RNA, 432 nt
Organism: Linum trigynum
Lineage: Eukaryota; Viridiplantae; Streptophyta; Magnoliopsida; Malpighiales; Linaceae
Source: the annotation of a GenBank genome assembly
AUGUCCGGUUUGAAGUUUCUUUAUGUGGCAGAGCUAGUGUUUGACACUUAUAAAGAAGGAGAUAUAAUUAAGGAUGUGGCAGCAAAUGCCAGACAUGCUAAAAUGGUCGAGACGAUAGAAGCUAAUCCAGAAUUCACUUCACUCGAAGUGAUAGAAGCAAGUAUCGGAGAGCAGAAUCGUGGCCAUGUUAUAUGUUUUGGAGGGGGCUUGAAGCCUAGGGAUCUGAAGGUGCCAACUUCCACAAGCAAUGCAAGGGAGGCAAUUUUGGAAGAUGAGCUGAGACGUUCAGAUGAACAAAAUGAUGCUCUUGAACAAACUGUUACUGAUCUAAUGGAUACAGUUUCCUCCCAAGCUGGAGAAUUAACAGAUAUGAAAGCCGAAAUGCAAAGGUUGAAACAAAUGGUUGAAAAUAGUAAAAAUAGACAAAAUUAG